UAGGCUUGCCCUGGAAUACAAUUUUUGGUUUUACCUAUUGGUAUAUUUGGAAGUGGAGAAAUCAUUGUGUUUUUAAUAAUGAGGAGGCUCUACCUUAUUGCCCCCAAAAUACUAUUUUGAAAGCUGCUAAGGAGUGGUUAUUGCAUGCUUAUGUGUCUCAACCUAAAAAACUGGAAGUGUUGGCUUCUCUUGCUUGGGUUCCACCUGAUGUGGGAUGGUUCAAACUGAAUGUGGAUGGCUCUCGGAGAUUUUCUAGUGGCAAUAUUGGGACUGGAGGGGUACUUCGUAACUGUAACGGGAAUUGGGUUGAAGGCUUUACUGCUAGUUUGGGUCAAGGGCAGGUUUUGGAUGCUGAAAUUUGGGGUUUAUUCUUCGGUCUGAAGUUAGCAGUGGCUUGCAACAUCUCUCAUCUUAUUGUGGAGAUGGACUUUGCUUUAGUGGUGCAGCUCAUACAAAUGACUGAUCCCAUUCUUUUCCAUCCUCUAACUGGCGUAAUUAUGGACUGCAGACAUAUGAUGGUGCAAAUUGGAGUUUCACUGAGCUUACUCUGUCUCUCUGACAAUCUCAACUCCAUCGACUCUCUAGUCCCUUACCAUCCCAUCUCUUCGCUUUCACUCUCAAACCAUCGAGUCUUCUCAUUAGGCAUAUCGACGCCUGAUAUCUCAUUUAUUCGACGAACUUCGAAGCUCAGGGCUGUAACCACAUGACGACCAAAUCAGUAGUCCAAGACUUCUCAUCUGACACUUCACGCGGACCCAAUCCUUCUCCAAUCUCUGUCAAGCUCGAGACUCCAGCCACUCUACGCCCUCCUCAACCACCUGCUAACUCAGACGUUCAUAUCGUACAUGUACCUAGCUAUUCCAGGUGGUUCUCAUGGGACCAUAUCCACCAUUGUGAAGUUCAAUUCCUCCCAGAGUUCUUCGAUUCUCACUCUCCUUCCAAGAAUCCUAGGCUUUACAUGUACUAUCGCAACAACAUCAUCAAGCAUUACAGGGACAACCCUGCCCGAAAGCUCACCUUCACUGAUGCCCGUAAGACUCUCGUUGGUGAUGUUGGCUCCAUUCGCAGGGUUUUUGAUUUUCUUGAGGUUUGGGGUUUGAUCAAUUACUCCUCCUCUGCACUCAACAAGCCCCUUAGGUGGGAGGACAAGGACAGCAAGGCUGCCUCUCCGGUCGCUGAAUCCCCCACAAGUUGUCCUGAAGACUCUUCCACUCCCAACAAGGAGAGCCCCAAGAAGAGAGUGUGCCAUGGUUGCAAGUCUCUUUGUAGCAUUGCCUGCUUUGUUUCUGAAAAGUAUGACAUGACUCUCUGUGCAAGGUGCUAUGUUCGCGGGAAUUAUCAGAUUGGUGUAACUUCUUCAGAUUUCAGGAGGGUUGAGAUCAAUGAAGAGAUGAGGAGUGAUUGGGCAUAUAAAGAUACUUUGCAUCUUCUAGAAGCUCUCAUGCAUUAUGGUGACGAUUGGAGGAAGGUUGCACAACAUGUCGGUCGAAGUGAGAAGGAAUGCAUCACUCAUUUCAUUAAAAUUCCUUUCGGUGAAGAAUUUAUUGCUGAUUUCGAUUCUGGGAAUUUCGACUACAAGAAUACUAGUCCUUUGAAAGACUCUGUGGAUUCCAAAUUUGGAAUGGAGAGUAAUGGUACACCAUCCCCAAGUAAAAGAAUGCGUCUCACACCUCUUGCAGAUGCAAGCAACCCAAUAAUGGCUCAGGCAGCCUUCCUGUCAGCUUUGGCGGGCAUAGAGGUUGCAAAAGCUGCUGCUUGUGCGGCCGUAACAACCCUUUGUGAGGCGGAUUAUGAAACAAGUAGACUGAGUCUAGGAUCUCGGGCUUGGAAUGCAAGACAGCAUGAAGUGAAUGCUGAAUCCAAUGGGGACACCAACCUAGAUGAACUGGGAGGUGCUUUUGUAGAUGCAAAUUCACAACUUGAAAAGGAAGGGAUGGAUGUGGAGAGGGCAAUUUCUGGGAUUACAGAGGUGCAGAUGAAAGAGAUUCAAGAGAAGAUUGUUCGUUUUGAGGAAUUAGAUUUACAGAUGGAGAAAGAACGGCAAAAAUUGGAGCAAAUGAAAAACAUGCUCUUUGUUGAUAAGCUAACACUUUCAAUUCAUAAAACUUGUGCACAAAGAACUGAAGGAAAGGAGAAGAAUAUACAAACAGAUUGA
Molecule: messenger RNA, 2155 nt
Organism: Prunus dulcis (almond)
Lineage: Eukaryota; Viridiplantae; Streptophyta; Magnoliopsida; Rosales; Rosaceae
Product: SWI/SNF complex subunit SWI3B
Exons: 7
Coding region: 704-2155 (483 amino acids)
Molecular function (GO): protein binding
Source: RefSeq, a predicted model, not a curated record